AUGUCAUUUCAUCCUCUAACGUUUUUUUUGCAUUUUCAAAUUGUUUUACAGCGUGAAGUUUUAUCCAUUCAUGUGGGUCAGGCUGGAGUGCAAAUGGGAAACGCGAUAUGGGAACUCUACUGUGCAGAACAUGCGAUCGGUAUGGACGGUUUUCAGACAGCAAAACCAAUGGAACAAGAAUGUCAGUCCACUUUUUUUCAAACAUCUCCCCGUGGCCAGUGCGUUCCACGAUCCAUCUUCAUCGAUCUGGAAGCCUCCGUUAUAGAUGAAAUUCGUGUUGGUCCUUGGAGAAGAUUAUAUCAUCCAGAUAAAUUGAUCACUGGUUACGAAGAUGCCGCAAACAAUUUUGCUCGAGGGUUUUUCACCAUUGGAAAACUACUUAUCUCACCCAUUCUGAACGAAGUAAGGAAAAGUUUGGAAAGUUGUGAAGCCCCUCAGGGAAUUAUUCUCUACCGAAGUCUCGGAGGUGGUACUGGGGCCGGUCUGACUGCUGCCCUACUGGACGUCAUGUCUGACUACCGCAAACUGACCAAAAUUGAAAUCCCUGUCUAUCCUUCACCGUCGUUGUCCAAUUCUCUUGUGGAACCGUAUAAUAGCCUACUAGGUGAACAUUUUGCCAUGGAAGAUAUUCAGCUCGGUUUGCUUAUGGACAAUGAGGCUCUGUAUGAUAUUUGUUCUCGUUUUCUGGCCUUCACAACCACAACUUAUACUUCCAUUAAUCGUCUUAUCGCCCAGGCCACAAGUGCCAUCACAGCCUCUCUCCGGUUUCCCAACGUGCUGAACGGAGAUCUGAAUGUGAUCCAGACCAAUCUGGUCCCCUAUCCGCGUAUUCAUUUCCCGCUCAGCAAUUUCGCCCCGUGCAUCUCGCCCGAGAAGGCGGAACACGAAAUGUUGACCACGCGCGAACUGACACGUGCGGUGUUUGACAAAGAGAAUCAAAUGGUCAAGGUAGAUCCGACCUAUGGGAAAUUUAUGUCAUGCACCCUCCUCUAUCGGGGAGAUGUGAGUCCCAGUCAAGUGUAUCUGUCUUUGAUGGAGCUGAAAUCCAGUCGAGGAAUAGAAUUCGUCGACUGGUGCCCCACGGGAUUCAAGGUAGGAAUCAGCUCAUCGCCACCCGUGUCUAUUGUGGACAGUCGUGUAGCUCAGUGCGAUAAAAAUGUCGUCAUGUUGGCUAACAAUUCCGCGGUCGGUCAAGCGUGGCAACGUCUGACGCAUAAAUUUUAUCUGCUCUUUUCCAAACGCUCUUUUAUCCAUUGGUACGUGGGUGAGGGAAUGGAAGAGUCGGAAUUCAAUGAUGCACUGAUCAAUAUGACUUCAUUGGUCAAAGAUUACGAGGAAGCUUCGCUUGAUUCAAAGCCGGAAAAUAUGAUAGUUUGA
This is a messenger RNA of Echinostoma caproni, 1377 nucleotides long. The record is from the annotation of a GenBank genome assembly. Lineage: Eukaryota; Metazoa; Platyhelminthes; Trematoda; Plagiorchiida; Echinostomatidae.